Quercus robur (English oak) is the source of this 1056-nucleotide messenger RNA. RefSeq lists its product as uncharacterized. The record is from RefSeq and is a predicted model, not a curated record. The coding region runs from base 1 to 1056 and encodes 351 amino acids. Gene Ontology annotation, molecular function: RNA-DNA hybrid ribonuclease activity; nucleic acid binding. NCBI's taxonomy places the organism in Eukaryota, Viridiplantae, Streptophyta, Magnoliopsida, Fagales, Fagaceae. The transcript has 2 exons.
AUGACAUGUGAACCAAUUUUCCGACUGCUCAAGAAUGAAGUUCCCACGGUAUGGAAUGAACAAUGCCAAGAAGCUUUUGAGAAGAUUAAGAAUUAUCUGAUGAAGCCACCAAUACUGGUUCCACCGGUACCUGAAAAGCCAUUAUUGUUGUAUCUCACAACUACGUAUACAACAAUGGGGGCUUUGCUUGCUCAAUACCUAGAAGAGUCUAGGAAGGAGAAUGGGACAACGAUUGCUAAUCACUUAGCCCACUAUUCACCUAAAGAAGCUGAAGAAAUCCAAGGAGACUUUCCAGAUAAGGAUAUUAUGGAGAUUGAGGUAGAAUCAUGGAAGAUGUAUUUUGACGGAACUAAUCAAAAUGGAAGUGGCAUUGGAGUUCUCCUAAUUUCUCCAAAAGGGACACACAUCCCACUCUUUGGUAGGCUCAACUUCCCUGCCACUAAUAAUGCCAAUGAAUAUAAAGCUUGUAUUAUGGGGUUACGAGUAGCCCUGGGUCUUGGAGUAAAAGAGUUGAAAGUAUAUGGUGAUUUAGCUUUGAUAAUUUCUCAGAUUCAAAAUAGAUGGAAGAUCAAGGAAGAAAGGUUAAUGCCUUAUCAUGAAUGUCUUCAGAAGUGGGCCUUGAAGUUUAGCAAGAUCCAGUACCAAUAUGUGCCAAGGAUGCAAAAUCAGAUUGCAAAUGCUUUAGCAACAAUGGCAUCCAUGAUGGAUGGACCCAAGGAAGAUGAAACAAGACCAAUAGUGGUGGAACAAAAAGAGGAACCAGCUUAUUACAUGACAAUAGAGGAGGAUGAGGAAAAGAAUGGGAAAGGUGAAUGGUAUUCUGACAUCCUACAGUACCUCAAGGAUGGGACAUACCCACCGUCUGAAGAUAAAAAUGACCAAUUGACCAUCAGAAGGCUAUCCACUAAUUAUAUUAUUUGGUGGGUGAGGCUUUACAGAAGAUCAUACGAUGGAAUUCAUCUCCUUUGUGUGACCACGAAGGAAGCACAACAAAUAAUUGUAGAAGUUCAUGAGUCAAGCUACGAGCCACAUAUGAAUGCACACAUGUUGACAUAA